Molecule: messenger RNA, 1221 nt
Organism: Zychaea mexicana
Lineage: Eukaryota; Fungi; Mucoromycota; Mucoromycetes; Mucorales; Lichtheimiaceae
Exons: 2
Coding region: 1-1221 (406 amino acids)
Source: RefSeq, a predicted model, not a curated record
AUGAACUUCCACUGUACCGCGUUUCACUCUCCGCACUGGUACUUCCAUUUGUGGAAGGCGUUACAGACAGACAGACAAACCUCGUUACCAACACUACUAUCAGCCUGCGAGCAGCACAGCUACCAACUCGGCUACCGUUGGAAUCCGAACAAGUGCGUCGUCCUCAACACUGACACCUCUCCUUCAUUGGCAGUAUCAUCGCUCUCAUCUUACCAACUUUACGGUACUACACUUCCGAAUGCUGACAUUUUUCGGUAUCUCGGCCUCAGUCCUACCGGUCUCACUCGUUUGCUCGCUGCAAGGAUCUAUGGUCAGUUCAUAUGCCCUCAAAUGGAGUAUGGUUUAGCCAUCCAGAAGCCACUCCAGAAGCACAUCAAACUGUUGGAGGACGCCCAAUCGGCUUGCCUUCGGCGCUUCUAUGGCAGCUCGAAUAGCACCUCAUCAACCAAGGUCAUGCAGCAUCUGGUCAAUAUCCCUCCUAUGAAACUCAGAGUGGCUGUUCUUCAAACGAAAUUUCUCAAUCGAAGUCAUUGGUUACCUGAUGAUGCUCUAAUAUCCAAGCUCGUCCCGCGACUUUCUGUCGUCUCUACGAGCCGAUACCGUCACCUGCAACGCACCACAUUGUGGCAACGUCUCCCUUCUACAGAGGCGCCAUUUGACAAGAAAGCCUUAUCACAUGCUAUUCGCAACCUGUAUACUACCGAUUUUGAAUCUACUCUUCUUGGCCCACGCGCUAAAUUGCUCUCUGCUUGUCGUCCUACACUGGGUGUCGACCCAAUCGUUUGGCUCCCGAUGCGAUACCACCAUCGAAGUCGUCUCAUACGUUGGCGAUUUGGCUGGAUGCCGAAUGGUCGUCCGGAGGCUAUCUGCCGCAAUUGUUCAGAUCGCCAUCACCUAUCUCGGGACCAUGUCAUCAUCUGUCUGCAAGCACAUGUGCGUUUACAAGUUCCUCUUGUAAUCCUGGAUCCUAUCUCCUUCAUACUCAACUCGUUACCAAGAACUCGCCCUCGCAGCACCACCACCAAACGUUAUUGGCGCUCUUGUUGGCCCCGACUCACCAGCUUACUCCGAGACAUCGAUCGUUUAUGCCACGACGACGACCUAUUCACUGAAGACACUGGCAUUGCCACCACCCCGUGCAACGACUUUUUGCUAUGGCUUGAUCAAACCAAUGCUGAUUCACGCCUAUCUCUUUCCCCUUCGCCCUCCCUCACACCCUAA